Molecule: messenger RNA, 2404 nt
Organism: Abrus precatorius (Indian licorice)
Lineage: Eukaryota; Viridiplantae; Streptophyta; Magnoliopsida; Fabales; Fabaceae
Product: serine/threonine-protein kinase BSK3-like
Exons: 11
Coding region: 569-2044 (491 amino acids)
Biological process (GO): protein phosphorylation; brassinosteroid mediated signaling pathway
Molecular function (GO): protein binding; protein kinase activity; ATP binding
Source: RefSeq, a predicted model, not a curated record
GCUUUGGUUCUAUAAUUCAUCACCAUCUUCUUAUUCUUCUACUUCUCACACAGAUCUUCAGUUCAGCUUUGAGUUUCUCACCCAACACCUUUUUUUUUUCUCCUCCCUUGUUGGUUUUGUUCAUAAAAAUCUGUUUUUUAAAAUUUUGGGUUAUAAUGUUUAACUUGAUCUGUUGAAACUGAGAGGGGUGAUUUUGUAAAACUACGAUUUUCUGAGGAGAAAAAAUUAGUGGGGUUUGGUUAGAUCGAGGAAAAGACUCAAACUUUGCAGAUUGCAAACGAGGUUCUUGGGGCGAAAAUGUGGAUCUAGUAAAAGUUGUUGAUUUGAUCGAGAAAAGAAAAAAAAAUAGAAGGAAAAAGAGAUACAUUUUUUUUUUCAGUUCCAGGUGGUUCCACUUUUUCCUCUGCCAUUGAAGAAGGUUAAAAGAAGUUUAAAGUGCAUAGGGUUGAUAAGUCCGCGUGGAGCUGAGUGGAGUAUUGGUUGUUAAUUUCAAAUAUAUUCAGGAAAGGCACAUCAGUGAAAGUGGAAGAGGUUUUCAUUACUUCGAAUUUGAUUUUAGGCUACCAAAAUGGGUAUUCAGUGCUCCAGACUCAUCCCAUGUUGUGUGGAUUCACAAGUUAAGGCAUCUGUUAUUGAAACUCCAGAUGCCGAAAAUGAGGAUAGAAGUGAGGUCAGUAACUGGCCCACGUUCCGUGAAUUUACACUUGAGCAACUUAAGAAUGCAACAUCUGGUUUUGCUGUUGAGAAUAUUGUAUCUGAACAUGGAGAGAAAGCUCCAAAUGUUGUUUAUAAGGGGAAGCUGGAGAAUCAAAUGAGGAUUGCUGUUAAGCGGUUUAAUAGGAAUGCCUGGCCUGAUUCUCGGCAGUUUUUGGAGGAAGCAAGAUCAGUUGGUCAGCUUCGUAAUCAAAGAUUGGCAAAUUUGCUUGGUUGCUGUUGUGAAGGAGAUGAGAGGUUGCUUGUGGCAGAAUAUAUGCCCAAUGAAACACUUGCAAAGCACCUUUUCCAUUGGGAAACACAACCUAUGAAAUGGGCAAUGCGACUAAGAGUUGUUCUACAUCUUGCACAAGCUCUAGAGUACUGCACAAGUAAAGGGCGCGCUCUCUAUCAUGACCUUAAUGCAUAUAGAGUUCUUUUUGAUGAGGAUGGUAAUCCUAGGCUUUCUAGUUUUGGUCUUAUGAAAAAUAGCAGGGAUGGGAAAAGUUAUAGCACAAAUUUGGCAUUUACCCCUCCAGAGUAUCUCAGAACUGGGAGAGUAACACCAGAAAGUGUAAUAUAUAGCUUUGGCACACUUUUGCUUGACCUUCUCAGUGGGAAGCAUAUACCCCCAAGUCAUGCCCUUGAUGUAAUUCGUGGCAGAAAUCUUCAGAUGCUGACAGAUUCUUGUUUGGAAGGACAGUUUUCUGAUGAUGAUGGAACUGAGUUGGUACGCUUGGCAUCUCGAUGUUUACAGUAUGAACCUAGAGAACGCCCUAAUCCAAAAUCAUUGGUGGCUGCUUUGGCUUCUCUUCAGAAGGAAACAGAGGUUCCUUCACAUGUCUUGAUGGGCAUCCCACAUAGUGCUACUUUUGCUUCAUUAUCUCCUCUUGGUGAAGCAUGCACAAGAAAGGAUUUGACUGCCAUACAUGAAGUUUUAGAAAAUAUUGGCUAUAAAGAUGAUGAAGGAGUUGCAAAUGAGUUAUCAUUCCAGAUGUGGACUGAUCAAAUGCAGGAAACAUUAAAUUGUAAGAAAAAGGGGGAUGUUGCUUUCCGGCAGAAAGAUUUUAGACUAGCGAUUGAGUGCUACUCACAGUUCAUUGAUGCUGGAACAAUGGUUUCUCCAACAGUCUAUGCCCGGCGCAGUUUGUGUUAUCUCAUAAGCGACAUGCCUCAGGAAGCACUGAACGAUGCAAUGCAGGCACAAGUGGUUUCCCCCGUGUGGCACAUUGCAUCUUAUCUUCAAUCUGUUGCCCUUGGAGGACUUGGGAUGGAGAAUGAAGCCCAAGCAGCUCUUAAAGAGGGCACAACACUGGAAUCUAAGCGAAAUGCGACUACCAAACAAAAGUGAAAACUUUGUACAGGGACAAUUUCUUGCUGAUUCUGUUCUACUUGAUGUCUACCCUCACAACAUUGAUUAGAAAGUUCAUCUUGGAUGCUGAUAGAUCCAUCAUCUCAGAAAAGUGGCAUGUGUUUUGAAGAUUUCUUGAAGAAACAAUGAUUGGAAAAGUGUUUGUAACACCCCUUCCCCCUUUUUAUUGGGUUGGUUAGGAUGUUCAUUUAGUUUUAUGAUUUGAUUGAUUGAGCAUGAAUCCAAACUUCAGCAAAUUUUUCUUUUUUCAUUUAUAAAGGUAAAAUAUGUUAAGAGUGAAAAGCUGUUGUUGUCAGCUGUGUACUUUGUGUUGAGUGCUAAGCAAGAUUUGCUUUUUAU